Messenger RNA from Malaya genurostris, 1854 nucleotides. RefSeq lists its product as uncharacterized. The transcript has a single exon. The record is from RefSeq and is a predicted model, not a curated record. Bases 1 to 1854 code for a protein of 617 amino acids. Lineage: Eukaryota; Metazoa; Arthropoda; Insecta; Diptera; Culicidae. Gene Ontology annotation, molecular function: nucleic acid binding; zinc ion binding.
AUGUCCGUCGCCGCCGGUACUUCGAAGAUGUCCAAGCUUCGAUCGAAACAAACACGUCUUCGCAAUCUGAUGACUUCAUUCAACGUAAUCUAUUCGUUCAUGGAGGAAUAUGAAGAUACCCGGCAUUCUAGUGAGUUGGCUUCGCGGUUGGAGAAAUUGGAGCCACUGUGGGAGAAGAUAGAUGAAGCAAUGACGGAAACGGAAUUGGCUGAUAGUGAAGAGGGGGCGGCUGGGGAGAGGUAUGUGAAGGAUAGAGUUGAGUUCCAGAAUAAAUUCUUUACCUUGAAGGGAUUCUUAGUCUCGAAACUUCGGGACAAUCCCGAGCAUAACGGAGCCUUUCCAGCGUCUCAGCUUUUAGAAUCCACCAUAACUCCAACACACCCCCACGUUAAGUUACCUUUGAUAAGUCUUCCAAAAUUUUCUGGGAAUGUGGAGGAGUGGCUAGCUUUUCGAGACUUAUUUGUUUCACUAAUACAUUUUUCGUCGGAUUUGCCUGACAUCGAAAAGUUCCAUUAUCUUAGGAGUCAAUUAGAAGGAGAAGCUUUGGCAGUGAUAUCAUCAUUACCACUCACUCAAGCGAAUUAUAAUGUUGCUUGGGAGUUGCUGGUCAAACGGUACGCGAACAGUAAAUGUCUCAAAAAGAAGCAGAUUCAAAAUCUCUUUGAAUGUUCGGCCAUUCGUAAGGAGUCAGCGGCUGAAUUACAAAAAUUAGUUGAAGCUUUCGAGAAGUCUACCAAGGUACUGGAUCAGGUGGUACAACAAGGUGAUUACAAGGACUUAUUGCUGAUUCAUCUAAUGUGCUCAAGAUUAGAUGAUAAAACACGUCGAAGUCGGGAAGAACAUUCGUCGGUGUUGGAGGAAGAAGGUAUAAAGGAUUUGAUGGAGUUUUUGCUUCGCCGCAUACGAGUACUAGAGUCUCUGCCAAAUAGACAACCAGAUACUCAAAUCCCAACAAUUAAAAGGGUUCAUCCCAACAAGAUUGCCAGUCAUGGAGUAUUUCAAUCAAUCCAAUCCAAAUGUCUCUCUUGUGCAGAUACACAUCCACUUUUUACAUGUCCAGUAUUUGGUAGAUUACCGGUAAUGGAAAGAGAAAAAUUGUUACGCCAAAAUUCGCUGUGCAGAAACUGUUUUCGUAGAGGGCACCAAGCAAAGGAGUGCACAUCACGGUUUUCGUGUCGACGGUGCAAGGAAAGACAUCACACCUUGGUCUGCUAUAAGGAGGAGAAACAGAAGGUUCUGCAUGGAGCAGAAAAACAAGUCAAGGGAGCAGUAGAUCAAUUGCAAGUUGAUAAGGCAUCUACGUCUAAGGUUUCAGAAGGUUCGUCGGUCAGCAGCAACAUAGCGCGGUAUGGUUCGAAGGUGCUUCUGGCUACCGCGGUAGUCCGAGCAGUCGACGAUUAUGGACAUGAAUUUCUCGCUAGAGCGCUUCUGGAUUCCGGAUCGGAGUGUAAUAUUAUCUCUACCCAUUUGGCGCAGAAAUUACAUGUGAAACGGUACAAGACAGAUAUUGAAAUAUCAGGUAUCGGGCAAGCUCCAGUAAAAACUACGGAGAAGGUUCGAGUUACAAUUACGUCGCGAUUAUCAUCUUACUCACAGAACAUGGAAUUAUAUGUUUUGAAUAAGGUGACCGAAGAUUUACCAACAUCAGCUAUUAGUGUUAGUAAUUGGGAAUCACCUGUAGGGGUUCAGUUGGCCGAUCCCGAAUUUUUCAGAACUCAUCCAAUCGAUCUACUAUUAGGAGGGGAGUUCUUUUUCGAUUUCUUCCCCAAGAAACAACAAGUUUCGUUGGGACUUAACAUGCCUACACUCGUGGAUUCUGUUUUCGGGUGGUUGAUUACAGGACGGUGUGCAUAG